AUGAAGGGUUGGUUUGACGCGUUCCGCGACGAUGGAGCGCCAACACUGUACUCGUUCUCGAACCGGACGCCCGUCACCGGCGAUGUCUCGAUCGUGGCCGUUUGCGUUAUGUUCGCCACCGUCUAUCUGGCGUUUCUGGUCAUCUUUCCCGGCGUGCGGAAACAGAAAUUCACAACAUUCACCACAGUAACGUUAAGUCUAUUUGUUGGACUAGUCAUAUUGGUAAGUCGCCUCGGCUCAGGCUGGCACGUAGCGCAAUCAACGAUCGUCGCUCCGUAUCGGUCGUUUUCCCGGGAAAAGCUACCCGCCCGGAUCGGGGCACACAUCGGGUUGAUGCACAUCAACAUCACGCUGACGGCGUUGCCGGUUGGCAAUUGGACACCACCGGAUAUUGACUUCAACGAGCGGUUCAGCUGGAACCAGGCCAAUGACAUGGGCAACUCGUAUCGGGAUGCGCUGCAACGUGGACUACCGUAUCCGAUCCUAACGGUGGCCGAAUACUUCAGCCUGGGGCAGGAAGGAUUCGCUUGGGGUGGCCAGUAUCGAGCUGCGGGUUAUUACGCCAGCAUCCUGUUGUGGGCUUCGUUUGCCGCGUGGCUGCUGAUGAACCUACUUCUGGUCGCUGUUCCGCGUUAUGGUGCGUACACGAUGGCCCUCACUGGAGCCCUACUGAUAGGGGCAAGCAUCGGUUAUAGCUCGAUGUUGCCUAAACGACCACUGAUGAUCAUGAUCGAGGGUGCGCGGAUUGACUUUCAUCUUGGGUGGUGCUUCUAUCUCGUGCUCAUCGCCGGAGUAUUGUGCUUUGCGAUCGGAUUAGUCAUUUCCAUCAUUGAUCUCGUGUGGCCGCAUCGCUUUUCGACGAUUUUGGAGGUUUACUAUGACACACCGUACGAUCGGCACGUCAUUCUGGAGGAGUCCCACGACGUUAGGUAUCGCAAGCGCAACAGCAAGGGCCUGGAAGAGCCUCCAGGUCUUGGAUCUCGCAUCCUACGACGCCUGUCCUCGAAAACGCGCGAUCAACACACGGACAAGAUGGGCAUCGAAAACCGUGGCUUCCAGCACGACGUACCGAAGUCCCCGUGGCGUUAUCCAUUCCGGCGAGCUCAGCAAACGCCUCCACAAGGCAUCCAGCGGACGAUUUCGCAGGAUUCCACGUCCAGUAUCGCAUCGGCAGCGGCCAUGUCACAGUCACUGCACAAAGUAGCACUCUCGCGAAUGCUUCCGAAACCGGCGCUGGAGCGUACGCGCGAGAUUUCCAACUGGUAGAACCCGCCAGUGGCCACCUGCGUGAUGAUCUUUUGUGAUAUUUUUAAGAGUUUAGCAACCCAUUUACCACGCUCCGCCUUCGGGACACCCUCAGGGUUAGCAUUUUCUUCGAAGUGCGCUCCCUUUUUUCCAGCCGACUUCAUCAGCAGCUCCGGGCAAGUGGACACGGUCUCGAUGGAGCUACCUACCCGGAACGCCGGUUCAGUACCGGAGACUGCGGAGAGCCAUGACGAAGAAAUUUGGAGCUUUAUGGCGAGAUAUACCUGAGCAAGGAUGAGACGCAUUUGGUGUACGAUGGCGCGAGACGCGCUUCGUGCUAUCUUGAUUUUUGCUAAUCACGCUGCUAAUCGGCAGGUGGAACGGAACGCAAGGCAGAGAAGCUUUUAAGUUAUUUAUUUGUUCCUGUACCAGUGUUAGCGAUGUAGCAGUUUCACUAAUGCGUAGCACACAGCGAAACGAAACGCUUAUAGCGUCGAUGUACGUUUAUCAUUGUAAUGUAAAACCGUAUGGUUUGUAUUAGGUUUAAGGAAGAUUGUAUCCAGAGGACUUGACGAAAAAUCUGCGAUUCGAAAUGGACAAAUGGAAUAAACA
This is a messenger RNA of Anopheles nili, 1857 nucleotides long. It is a transcript of the gene mol, whose product is annotated as dual oxidase maturation factor 1. The transcript is spliced from 8 exons. Gene Ontology annotation, cellular component: endoplasmic reticulum membrane. NCBI's taxonomy places the organism in Eukaryota, Metazoa, Arthropoda, Insecta, Diptera, Culicidae. Gene Ontology annotation, biological process: protein transport. The record is from RefSeq and is a predicted model, not a curated record. Bases 1 to 1266 code for a protein of 421 amino acids.